UUGGAAAAAAAUUGUCGCGUCGGUUUUUUUUUUUUUUUUUCUUUAAAAAACCAUUUAUUUAUUAUCUAAGCAAAAGAAACUGAAGCUUGUUCAACAAGCUUCUUGCUUUUUUCUUUUUGAAACGAAAAAUAACGACAAGUCAAAUAAAAACUUGUCUUUUAACUAAAAUAUUAAAAAAAGUGAAAAAAUACAAAUAAAACUUAUAAGUUUUUUUUUUGGUUUAGUUUUAAAACGAAAAACUCUGGCAAUUGUUUUUGUGUAUGUGUGUUCUACAAGUUAAUAAGAAAAUAAAACGAAAAAUAAAAUUUUCAAACAUUCUUAUAUCCGUUUCCGUUUGUUUGUUAUAAAUUCUCGUCUUUUUUUCUCUGCUGUUUUAAUGUUUGAAACUUAAAACCGGAAGUUGAUACGCUAAAGCAUCAUCAGCAAACAAACGAAUAUUGUGAACAGUAGAAUCCUUGUCGUCGUCAUCAUCAUCAGCAACAGCAACAUCGUCCUAGUCGUCGUCAUUAAUAUUGUCAUCAGCAUAAAUCCAACAAACCAACCAACCCGACAAUCAACAACUUCAAGGAUUAACAGUGUUUUGUGACUUUUUUCUCUUUUUAUCCCGUAACAAAUGAUGUUCUUUCGCUUUACGCUGUUAACAGCGCUGUUAGCGUGCUCAACGCAUGCCAUACAGAUCAAACCUUCUUAUGGACCACCACCACAACGUCUGCCUCAUCGUGAGUAUGGUGUACCCCAACAGAUGCCCUUCCGUGAAUAUGGACCACCAGCUUUGAAAUAUGGACCUCCCAAAUUGAACUUCAUUGGCGGUGGCGGCUCUUCGUCUUCGGGUUUGCAUGAACAAAUCAAAAACCAUUAUGGAGCUCCCAAACCUUUCUAUGGACCUCCCCAUAAGCCUCAACAGCAGUAUGGUCCUCCUCCAACACAGCAAUAUGGUCCACCACCACCAAAACCGGGCAAUAAUUAUGGACCACCACCACAAAAAUUGCAACAUAAACCAGCUCCCUCUUAUGGACCACCCAAGCUUCAGUAUGGACCUCCACCACCACAAGCCUUGCCUUUGUACCAACCUGCCCCACAAUUUAAGCCUCAACAUCAACCAGCCACCUCUUAUGGACCACCACCCUCGGGACCUUUGAACAUACCACCCAAGCAGAUUUAUGGUCCACCGCCACCAAACUAUGGACCACCACCAUUGCCCAAUUUCAAUCGUGUACCUGAGACCACUAUUAUUCAAUCGGGUUCCCAAAAUUCCCAAAGUCAUCAUCAACAAAGCCAACAUCAUCAACAGCAACAACAACAAGUUCAAAUACAAAUUGAUGCCUCUGGUCAUACUCACUCCGUAGCAGGAUCUCAAGCUCCCUUCCACACUGCCUGUGAUGGUUGGAAACCCAUUCCUGCUCCUGUAGGAUCUUAUGUCGAAAACAAUCAUAUUGAUACUCAAUCUGGUUACAGUCAUGUUGCCCAAGGUUCUUCUCAUUCGUCAGCUGCUUCUUCCUUCUCUACCACUCAGUACAGUGGUGGAGCAAGUGCUACCGGUCAUGCUAGUAUUGGUGCUACUGGUUCUGGUUCUACUGUCUUGGUUAGCGGUUCCGGUUCGGGUGGUAGCAGUAUUAUUGAUGGUUUAUCUGAUGAACAAUUAGUAGCUGUAGCUUUGCAAUCGGGUAGUUUGGAUGGCGAUAAUGUAGUGCAACAACAAGAUGUUUUACCCUCGACUGGACCAGCAGGAGACUUUAAUCAACAUGGUUUGAAUUCUAUAGAAGCUGAAGCCUUGCAGCUCUCUUUGGGUUCCAUUGAUGACUCCUAUAGCAAACCUCCUUCCGAUUCUUAUGCUCCUGGCUCCAAGUAUGCACACAAAUUCCAACAGCAGUCUAAUUCUCACAGCAGUUUUGGCAUUAGCGGAUCUGGCGGUAACUUUGGACCUCCACCACCACCCAAUGGCAAAUAUGGUCCACCACCACCACCCAGUGGUAACUAUGGCCCUCCACCACCCCCGAAUGGCAACUAUGGUCCCCCACCACCACCUAAAGGCAACUAUGGUCCACCACCACCACCCAGCGGUAACUAUGGUCCUCCACCACCACCACCCAGUGGCAACUAUGGUCCUCCACCACCCUCCGGUCCAGGUGCUGCUGCUUUUGUUCACCAUCAUGCUCAAGCCGGUUUAGGUAUUCAAUAUGGCAAACAAUCCGGCAAUUUGGCAAACUUCCCUGUCCAUGGCGGUGCUCAGCCCAGCAAACCUGUAGCCUUUAGACCCCCAGUGCCUCAAGGACUUUUCGAAACUAUCGGCGCCACUGUUCAACAUUUAGAUAAAUUUGGUGUUAAGCCUAAUGUUCAAGCACCCACUUAUAUUCCUCCCGCCGCCAAUGAAAUUCCACAAACAGGUCCUGGUAAUUUGAAUAUUGAAUAUGGUGUGCCACCACAACAGCAGCAACAACAACAAAUACCUCAUGAUAUCAUUGAACAACAAUUGCCCCAACAACAGCCGCCACAAGUUUUUGUACAAAUUGAACAGCAACAACAACAUAAUCACCAACAACAGCAAGAACAACAUCAUCACCAACAACAACAACAACAACAUUUCCAACAGCAACAACAACAACAUUUCCAACAGCAGCAACAACAAUUUGGUAAUGCUCAUGCUGAAUAUGGCGUGCCUCCACCACCACCACAACCUCAAUAUCUACCUCCCGCACCACCAGCCGAACAAUACUUGCCACCUACAGGUCCUUCACAACAACAAUUCAACGGUGGUGCUACUUAUACCUCAAGUGCCUCCGCUACAUUUGAUAGCACAGCCUAUGCUGCCUCUCAGUACAAUAACGAAAUUAUACAUGCCCAAGCUUUACCUUUGCAACAAGAACAACCCCGUUUCCAUGAUUGCGGACACGGACCCAAUCUAGUAGGAGGUGGUGCCAAUUUUAACUACCAACAACAGCAACAACAACAACAAUAUUCAUCGGGAUCCAGCACUUCCAUUGCCCAGAGCAUUCCUGUAGCUGAACAGCAUACACAAUUCAUCUCAGGACCCGCCUCCAGUUAUGGUCCCCCACCUUCCGGUGGUAAUGAACUUGAUCAUAUUGGUUAUGCCUCUGAAAAGUCUCAAGUUACCGCUUUGCCUGAUGGCACCAAUCCUGAAGGUUUACCCGGUUUAGAUGGUCUUAAUGUACUCUCUGCCCAAAAGUCGCAAGCCAUACAUUUCAGCCAUGAGGAACACACCACCAACAAUGGCCAAACCUAUCAAGUACAAUUUGGUGGUAAUGGUGAACAGUCCGCUAAUCAUGAGGAAAUCUUAUCUUCUGGUCUCUUACAAACCAUUCUCAAUGCUGUCGAACAACCCCAACAGCAACACCAACCUUUGCCGGCCAAUCACAAGGCCGAAAGUAGAUCAGAUAUUGAUAUCCAUGAUGAACCUAUAGAGGCCGAAGAUGAAAAUGAACCGGGUGUAGCUCCUCAAGAAUCCAAUAAGGUUGAAGUAAAAGUACGCCCCGAUGAUGAGAAAGAAACUCCCGCCGACGUUAAGGAAAUUGAUCCUAUUGUGGUAAAAGAGGAGAAUGAAGCUAAACAUUAAUUCUCACAAAAGUGUGUUAAAGAGAAAAUAUAAGAGAGUCGGGAAAACUCUCUUCAGUCACUAUUAACUUUCUCUUCUAGUUACUUUUUCUUCAAAUUUUUCGUUUCAAAUCCAUUAUUUUUAUUUAUUUCAUUUUAGUUUUUGCCCUUUUAAUUUAAGCUCAUUAUUUUAACACAAAUACUAGUAAUUUUAUUUAUUUCUCAUUAUAAAUAUGUCGUUAUUAUUUAAGUUAAAUACAUAUUUUAUUUUAGUUUCAAAUUUGAAAAUAAAUUUUCUAUUUGAAAGUUGCCAUAAAGAUUAAAUAACUUCUAACGUAAACAUCAAACGUUACAAAAAACUUCUUGUCCCUUUUUAUAUUGUAUUGUGUAUAAAAAUUUAUUUAUUUAUACUUUAUUAGUUGUGUAAAUCUCUCGAGUUUACAUAUCACGUAAUAAUUGCUAUAAAUUAAUAAUAACUAUAUUAAUCCUUAAGGGAAUUUGUAGAAUAUUUAUGAAAUUUAAAAUAAACAAAUAUUGUAAAAAAAUUGUGAAACAACAUUAUUAUUAUGUUAU
This is a messenger RNA of Lucilia sericata (common green bottle fly), 4122 nucleotides long. RefSeq names its product trithorax group protein osa. Lineage: Eukaryota; Metazoa; Arthropoda; Insecta; Diptera; Calliphoridae. The record is from RefSeq and is a predicted model, not a curated record. The coding region runs from base 614 to 3571 and encodes 985 amino acids. The transcript is spliced from 3 exons.